Molecule: messenger RNA, 2558 nt
Organism: Scophthalmus maximus (turbot)
Lineage: Eukaryota; Metazoa; Chordata; Actinopteri; Pleuronectiformes; Scophthalmidae
Gene: tfb1m
Product: transcription factor B1, mitochondrial
Exons: 8
Coding region: 227-1288 (353 amino acids)
Biological process (GO): rRNA methylation; transcription initiation at mitochondrial promoter
Cellular component (GO): mitochondrial matrix
Molecular function (GO): mitochondrial transcription factor activity; rRNA (adenine-N6,N6-)-dimethyltransferase activity
Source: RefSeq, a predicted model, not a curated record
GUAUUUUCCUGCUUUGCGUCCUCGUUGUGUCCGUUUCUGCUUGGCCUCGGUCUUCUCUUGGUUCUUUAAUCAACGUGAAGUGUUGUCGGUUGAACUCGAGCCGUUUACAAUGCGCCCUGCCGAGGGCGUUUGGACUCAGAGCUAACCUUAGCUGUGAAAUGCUAACUACAACUACAGUGUCACAAGCUCAGUCGUGUCAACAAAGAGUUGAAAUUUCACCUGAACGAUGUCUGCCUCGGGGAAACUGGCAUCUCUCCGUCUGCCUCCCCUGCCGACUGUAGGCGAGUUGAUCAAGCUGUACAACCUGCGAGCAGAGAAGCAGCUCUCUCAGAACUUUCUCCUGGACUUGAGGCUCACAGACAAAAUAGUGCGUCAGGCAGGCAAUUUGAUGGACGCACAUGUGUGUGAGGUGGGCCCUGGUCCCGGGGGCCUGACCCGCUCCAUCCUUAAUUCCGGCGCAGCGGACUUGCUCGUGGUGGAGAAAGAUACACGCUUCAUCCCCGGGCUUAAGCUGUUGUCAGAGGCAGCACCGGGGAGGCUGAGGAUCGUCCACGGGGACAUACUCACAUACAGGACGGACCGAGGAUUCCCAGCAACCGUCUCAAAGCCGUGGGGGGGAGAUCCACCAAACCUUCACAUCAUAGGGAAUCUCCCGUUCAGCGUCUCUACCCCGCUCAUCAUCAAGUGGCUGGAGGACAUGGCCAACGGGACGGGGCCCUUCGUCUACGGACGCACCCGACUUACGCUCACUUUCCAGAAAGAGGUGGCAGAGAGGUUGACAGCCAGCACAGGCAGCAAACAGAGGAGCCGUCUGUCCGUCAUGGCUCAGUAUCUCUGCACUGUCCGGAACUGCUUCACCAUCCCUGGACGGGCCUUCGUCCCAAAACCAGAGGUGGACGUGGGAGUAGUUCACUUCACCCCCCUGGUUCAGCCGCAGAUCCAGCAGCCCUUCAAGCUGGUGGAGAAAGUGGUCAGAAACAUAUUCCAGUUCCGCAGGAAGUACUGCCAUAAAGGAGUAGAAAAGUUAUUCCCGGAGGCGUGUCGUAUGGAGCUGACACAGGAGAUGAUGCAGAAGGCGGACGUGGACCCCACUCUGCGCGCCACAGAACUCACCAUAUCUCAGUUCAGGGCUUUAGCAGAUGCUUACGCUCAACUCUGCAGCCGCGAACCCAGCCUCCUCAGCUACGAGUUCAGAGAGGAGCUGAGACUGAAGCACCUCGGCAGGCGAAGGAACUCGCCAACGGACGCCUUGUCAAGCACGCCACCAGAACCUCUGCAAACCUGCUGAAAAGGGAAUAAAGAAACCAAGUGAAGCCCACUAAUAGCAUCUGUUAGCAGGGGGAGACAACAGACUGCUCUCAGCCUUGACAUUUCCACCUGGCAUCCAGCAUGCAUUUUUAAAAUGUUUUUCCCUGCGCCCAGGGAGCGAUAGUUACCUAUCGUAUACACGAAAUCCUGGGACAGAGACGAGGGCCACGAGGCACUUAAAGAUCUUGGUGGGAAGCUUGUUGUUGGAAGGCACACAUCGGAGCGGGGUUGUGCGUUUUCUGUCAGAGGCAAGGAAGCAUGCUGUUGGCCACAAUAGCUCUUUAAGAGCCAAUAUCCCAAUGUCCUAAUUCGUACGUCAGUUCCAACUCACAUAACCCCCCUUUUGUCCUGUGGGACCUGAAACAUCAACAUUUUUUACAGGGUGAUUUAGAGAGGAACAUGGCAACACCAUAUCCAGGCCAUCCCCCCCCCCCCUUUGCUAUGUACUGCAUUGCCGAGUCACUUGGGAGACAGAGCUUAAAGGGAGGAGGAAAGUGCUGGGGAUUUGUCAGCACUUGUUGUAUUAAAGGAAGAGGACUCCUAUUAAAAUUUUUUUUUUGGUUUAAAAACCUGGCCAUGUUGUUUUGUAUGUUAAUGUUUGCGUAAGGUUGUGUGCGUUUGCCUACGACUGUACACGCUCAUCUAAACACUCAGGAUUCAAAACGUUGAGCCGAGAUGAGACAAAUAAUAAAUGCCUGAGGUACUGAUGCCAGACAAAUGUGACAAUAAUAAUACCACCCGGUGUUAUUAUUCAAGAUUCUAUACCCAUAACCGUGCGGCUGCAUGAGUGAUAUUUGAAAACUAGAACGGAUCAGCACCAGCAGAAAACAAGACGGGGCUGUUUGCUGCCAGCGUGGCAGAUGGCAGGUUGGGCUUAACUUGCCAGAGGGAAAAUUCAAUCAUUUUUCAUGAUUGGUGGAGGAUAAUGGUGGAUGACAAUCUCCAACCACCACAAUCGGGAGGGUCCCUUCUGAUCUGCACCGCGGAGAGAUAAACGCAAGUCUGCAAUGUUGGCAGCCAUUACCCACAGACAGCCCAGCAUAGCGACCGUGAAGAAACUGUGUUUUUGUUUUGCUUGUGUUUUGGUGAGCUUUUAUUUUGGAAAAUAUGACUGCAGGUGACGUCACGCACCGGCGGGCGAGGCUGCGCUGAUUCAGCCGCUGAUGCGAUACACCUGCGCGCCCGCUGUCGUCGUUGAUUGGUCCGUCUGUUUCCAGCUGUGCAGCAGGAGAACGGCCCUCGAGUGGAAC